Molecule: messenger RNA, 7250 nt
Organism: Neofelis nebulosa (Clouded leopard)
Lineage: Eukaryota; Metazoa; Chordata; Mammalia; Carnivora; Felidae
Gene: ATAD5
Product: ATPase family AAA domain containing 5
Exons: 23
Coding region: 389-6067 (1892 amino acids)
Cellular component (GO): nucleus
Molecular function (GO): ATP binding; DNA binding; ATP hydrolysis activity
Source: RefSeq, a predicted model, not a curated record
GCGCUCCAGACGGCGCGAAAACCCAAUUGACAAGAAUUCCCUCCGAAGCCCGCGGGUCGGGUCUGCGUUCGGCCUGCUUUCCCGGCCGGGAUCGCGGUCCCGGGCGCUUAGCCUGGGGGCGCCUGUGUCGAGGGCCCCCUGCGCUCGCCGGCCGCGCCCGGGGUCCUCGCUGCCCGCGCUUUCUUAACCGCCCCUUCCCGCGUUCGACUCGGCUGAGCUGGGCCCAGUCUCCGCGACCGCUCCGGGCGGGUGGGCGCGGGGGGAGUCCGGGACGGACCCCACAGCCCGGCUGCUGCCUCUUCGGGGGCCGGCCGCCUCCAUGGCCUUUAGGCUGGCGGGGCCUGACUGCUCAACGCCCUAGGAGCCGGCAUUCCGGGAAGCAGGGAGCAUGGUGGGGGUCCUGGCUAUGGCGGCGGCAGCUGCUCCCCCUCCGGUGAAGAACUACGAGAUUGAGGCGUGCAAAAAGCGAAGGAAAGAUGAUGACAGAUCUUCCUGCAAAACAAUUACAAAAUAUUUAUCACCAACAGGGAAGACUGGAGACAGUGUGUUCUCUCCACCCAAAUCCAGUAAUAUUCUGAAUUAUUUUAGAAAGACGUCCCCCACAAAUGAGAAGACACAAUCAGCAAAAGAGUGCAAGAUAAAAUCAUUGCCACCAUUGCCUGCUGACAGUGGCAAAGACUGUAAAACACCGUUGGGAGUGUUCUCACAUAUAGAGUUCAAGAAGAGGGGAAAGAGAGUUAAUUUAUCUCAUCGACUAAAUAAUAUUAAAGCUGAAAAUGAAUCUCCAAUUGAAAUUAACAGUGACGAUAGCAAAGAAGACUCAGGUCUAAAUAAUGAUUUUGCAGAAAGUAGUACUUCUGUUUCACUCUGCAAGAAACGUGUAGAGGUAUUUGCAGAAAGUAUUCAAGAUAUCAAAAAACAGUCAAGCACCAGGACCUCCAUAAAAAGCUCCAAGAGAGUAAAUCCUAAGCAAGGAAUCACAAAAAAUGAUUGCAAAAAAAUGAGGAAAAGGAAGCACAGAGAUAUAAUAGAUCUGUCUGAAAGCUUACCAUUGGCAGAAGAAAUAAGUCUCCUUCAAAAAGAUGGUAAAGACAGGAAGGAGAGAGUGCCUUCCCUAGCCGAUGAGAUGGACAGUCCUGCAGACUGUGCAGACUCUAGGGGUGAUAUAGCUAAACCAGCCCACUUAAAGGAUAGGACAAUAACUGUCUCCUACGAGGAAUUUUUGAAAAGUCACAAGGAAAAUAAAGUAGACCUACCAGACUCUACAGUGGCGAUUUGUAUUCCUUCUGAAACUGUCGAAGAUAUAGUCAAAAGCGGUAGUAUGAGUGACCCAGAAACCUGUGAAAUUUCCCAACACGUACGCUCCAAGACAGUUACUGUUCUUGCACAGGUUCACCCUAUUCCCCCCAAAAAGACCCGGAAAAUACCCUCAAUUUUCUUGAAACAAAAGCAGUUGGAAACAGAAAAUAGCCUGUCAGAUCCUGAGAAUGAACAGACUGUUCAGAAAAGAAAAUCGAACGUUGUCAUACAGGAGGAAGAAUUAGAGUUGGCAGUGCUGGAAGCUGGAAGUUCCGAAGCCUCAAAGCCGAAAUGCACUCUAGAAGAAAGACAACAGUUUAUGAAAGCGUUUAGGCAGCCAGCAUCGGAUGCGCUUAAAAAUGGAGUGCGAAGGUCUUCCGACAAGCAGAAAGAGCUCAAUGAAAAAUCUUUGAAUGAUGAAGGAAGAGACGGUAAUUCUAAAAAGAUCAUGGACAAUCCUAAUAUUCAAAUGAUUUCAAAUUAUGGCAAUUCACAGUCACAUACUGACAAAGGAACUUUUAAAGAGAAAAGUAAAAAGCUGAAGAAAAAGGGUAAGAAGAUGUUAGAUACUGGUGCUACUCCAGGUGAAAGUAGACAGGGAAAUACUCAAAAGAAAGGAACAACUUUUUCCUUUAAGGGUAAACAGAGUCAAAAUAGGCUUAGAAGGAGUUUAAGACAAAAGAAAACGGAAGUUUUCAAAAACACAUUAUUUAGCAGUGAAAAUCUUGUUGGGGAAGACCCUCUAAAGAUUUCCUCUCCGUAUAACAAGAAGUCUUCAAGAAAAACCAGCGUACCCGUUAAUGAUAAGGUCAUACAUUGUAAAACCGAAACCGAAGACAGUCUGGAAAAUGUUUCCACACCCAGGUCAAGCAGAAGAUCUGUAAGAACCAGUAGCACCCCUACCGCAAUGGUCAUUAGAAGUACUGAUUCUGAAGAUGAUAGUCCAAUAAAGGCUUCCACUCCAAAAGCAGCCACCUUACCAGAAAAGCAUAGCUUAUAUACGGCAGAAUUAAUAACAGUCUCUUCUGACUCAGAGAGCCCUAUUAGAAUGAAAUUCACCAGAAUUAGUACUCCCAAAAAAUCUAAGAAGAAAUCUAAAAAAAGAUGUGAGAAAUAUGAAGCAACCGAUGGAGAUUUUACUUCUCAGACUAGAAAGGCAAGCAGUGCUUCAAAAAGUGUAUCAAAAGCAAAACAAUUGAUUGAAAAAGCAAAAGCUUUACACAUUAGUAGGUCAAAAACUACUGAAGAAAUAGUGACGCCCUUAAGACGUUCAUCUAGACAUCAGAUGCUUGCUGAAAGGAAGGAAUUGUCAGAAACAGCAGACUCUGUAAUAAUAAUAGAUUCAGAUAUUACUUCUUCAAAGCAACCCGAGAAAAAUCAGAAGAAUCUUCAGUGUCUGAAUGACGUGCUAGGAAAAAAACUUAACAAGAAUCCUAAAAACGUACCAGGGAAAGUGAAAGUUGCUCCUUUAUUUCUUACCAGAAAAGCUCAAAAAACAGCUGAUCCUAUUCUUGGUUUUGAUGAAAACAGCCAAGAUACAUCUGAAAAGUCUCAGGAUUGUGAUGUGCAGUUUCAAGCCAAGCGCGACUUCCUAAUGAGCGGUUUGCCGGAUUUGCUGAAACGACAGAUUGCAAAGAAAGCUGCUGUAUUAGAUGUGUACCUUGCAGCGAGUACUAGUUUCCAGAGAGUUGUCCACGUACAACAAAGAGAUGAUGGAUGCCAUUUGUGGCAUUUGAAACCACCCACUUGCCCUCUCUUAACCAAACUUAAAGAACUGGAUACUAGAGUAAUAGAUCUCUCAAAAUGUGUUCUUGCUCUUGGUGAAUUUUCAACAUUGAAUUCAAAUUCUAAAAGUACUAAUUCUGCUGUUGUGUUUGUGGAGAGAAGGAAAGAUUUGACUGAAGAAGUAAGAAAUGUUUUGCUGGAGGAAAUUAGGUGGUCGAAUCCCGAAUUUUCUUUGAGGAAAUAUUUUUCUUUGCUUCUUAAAAAACGAAGUGAGCACCAGGUACUUUUUGAGUGUCAUCGUAAACAAGAAAGUCCACAACUCGAACCUGAUGUGAAUCAAAAAGAAACCAAAAGGAAACGAGUGGAAACGGAAAUUCAGAAGUCAAAAAGAAAGAAGCCAAACGAGUAUUCACAAAGUCCAAAAAAGAUAAAUGGGAAACCAGAAGAACUUGACAAAAGAAACAACUCCACUGGGAUAAAGCCAGACUCUUGUAAAGGCCUUCUUUCUAAAACAUCCAGGAAGAAACAAACUGCUUCGAGUACAACAUGUAAAAUAGAAACAGAAGCAGUUGAAGAUUCUGAUGUUCUGAUAAUAGAUGAUGGCAAAGAGCCUACAUCAGAAAGAUCUCCUGUUCCUGAUUCUGGAACUGAAGACAUGCUAUGGACAGAAAAGUAUCAACCCCAGAACUCCAGUGAACUCAUAGGCAAUGAGCUAGCUAUAAAAAAAUUACAUAGUUGGUUGAAAGACUGGAAGAGACGAGCCGAAUUGGAAGAAAGACAGAAUUUGAAGGGAAAAAAAGAUGAGAAACAGGAAGAUCUGUCGGAUAGCAUUGAUUUUAAAGGCAGUUCAGAUGACGAAGAAGAGAAUCGCCUUUGCAAUACUGUUCUGAUAACAGGGCCGACAGGAGUGGGGAAGACUGCCGCGGUGUAUGCGUGUGCUCAGGAGCUUGGAUUUAAGAUAUUUGAAGUCAAUGCCUCUUCUCAGCGCAGUGGUAGACAAAUUCUGUCUCAACUGAAGGAAGCUACCCAGUCCCAUCAAGUGGACAAGCAAGGUGUAAACUCUCAGAAACCUUGUUUUUUUAAUAGUUACAACCUAGGCAAGUCACCAAAAAAAUUAAGCUCUCCUAAGAAAGUUAUUACAUCACCAAGGAAACUUCCUCCGCAGUCACCACAAAGUAGCGUACCAAAACGAACACUUCCGCCUAAAACUUUGGCAAAUUACUUUAAAGUUUCUUCUAAGCCAAAAAAAAAUGAAGAAAUAGUACUUCUGGAAAAUAAUAAAGGAAUCAAAAAUUCUUGUGAACAGAAACCAAUUAUUCAGACUAAAUCUACAAACACAACUAAGUCAAAUGUCAAAGAAUUUGGAGCUGAGGAAUCCAACAGGAAAAACGCAACAUCUCUCAUUCUUUUUGAGGAGGUUGAUGUCAUUUUUGAGGAAGAUGCUGGGUUUUUGAAUGCAAUCAAAACAUUCAUGGCAACAACUAAAAGACCUGUAAUCCUUACUACAAGUGAUCCAACAUUUAGUUUAAUGUUUGAUGGCUGCUUUGAAGAAAUUAAUUUCAGUACUCCUUCACUUCUAAAUGUUGCCAGCUACCUACAGAUGAUCUGCUUAGCUGAGAACUUUAGAACUGAUGUGAAAGACUUUGUAACAUUGUUAACUGCAAAUACUUGUGAUAUUAGAAAAAGUAUCCUUUACUUACAGUUCUGGAUUAGAAGUGGAGGUGGAUUUUUAGAAGAAAGACCAUUAUCCCUUUGUCGAGGAAAUAGCAGAAGUGUUCAACUGGUUUGCUCUGAAGAUGGCCCUGAUUCCAAAAAUAAACCUAAAAAUACUAAAAGGAGUCCUAUAGACCUUCCCAAAUGUGACACUGGCUGUGUUGAGACCUUGUUUGGCCUUAAGAACAUUUUUUCCCCAUCGAAAGACUUAUUUUCAUUUUUAAAGCAUAAGAUCAGAACAAAGGAAGAAUGGUAUCAGUUCAUCCAGCUUCUUACAGAAUUCCGAACACAGAAUGUAGAUUUCUUAUAUAGUAAUCUUGAGUUCAUUCUGCCAUUACCUGUUAACAUCAUUCCAGAAACGGAAAACUUUUGUGGUUCAUCAGGAAGUGUGGAGGACACCAGUGCAGCAACAAAAAAUAUGAAAUGUCUUGCUGGGAAACAUUCUGAAAGAGAGAAGCCAUUGAAAAAGCCACAAAAAAAGAAACAAAAGAAAAAGAUGACAAUUCUAGAUGAUAGUGACUUAUUUGACUCUGAAGUGGACUUUUCUAAUGAAUUCCUUAGCCUUUCCCCUGUAUCUUCUUCCUCAAAUUCAGAAGAAAGCAAAGCCAGAGAUAAAGAAAGCAAUCCAGAGACAAAGAAACUAAACAAAUGUUUAGAGUCUAACAUUGAGUCUGUUCCUUGUCCUCCUAAAACACCAGCAGAAAAAAAAUGUGCUGCCCUCAUUUCUCAGUGUCUAAAUUCUCUCACUGAGUUCAUGGAUAACAUGUCCUUCUUAGAUGCUCUUUUAAAUGAUGUAAGAGAACAAAAGGAAAUUGGUAAAAAUGACUUCAGUUGGACAAAUGUUAAAAGCGGACUUUGUGAUGAGUUUAGUCUCGAGACUACCGAUGGAUGGACUUCUCCGAGCUCCGGAGAAUUAAAGGCAGCUGUAGAAGCUCUCAGCUUUACUAAAUGUUCAUCUACUAUUUCAAAAGCAUUGGAAACCUCCUUGAAUUCUUGCAAGAAAUCAGGAAGAGAUCCAACAAAAGAGCUUACUUUUUAUGUUUCACAAAAACGCAGCAAUGUAUAUUUCAGUCAGUCAGCGGCUAAUUUAGACAGUGCCUGGAAGAGGAUAGCAGUCAUUAAAAGUGUAUUUUCUAGCCGAUCCCUUCUAAACCUGGGUAAUAGACAAGCUAGUAUAAUUGAGUACUUGCCAACUCUUCGAAACAUUUGUAAGACUGAGAAGCUAAAAGAACAAGGAAAAAGUAAAAGAAGGUUCCUGCACUAUCUGGAAGGGAUUCAUCUUAACAUUUCAAAAGAGACUGUGAACACUUUGGCAGCUGGCUUCCCUUAAUGUUCACAUUAACAAUGCCUUGUACAGAUUAUUAUGUGGUCCUCAAGAUACAUUUUUAUAUUGAUUCAUGGAAGAAUUUAUUUCUGAAUGUACAUUUAAAACAGGCUAUUUGUAUAUUUUUUAUUAGUGUGCAGAUAUUUAAAAUGAAAAAAUUUGAGUUACAAAUUGUAUUUAUGAUUGUGGUGGUAUUUUUUUCUGAAAUUUUUUAUAUUAUCUGAUUUAGCUUUGUUAUAGUAUUUUUGUAUGUGAGUGAGCUGUUUCUAGACGGGACAGUUCACUAAGAUAUUUCUAAAAAUGUUUCAGUGUUAAAUUAAUCCAUAAUUUUUCUCUCUCCUGUUACCUUUAAUCCACCUCUCCCCAACCCAACCUUCAGUACUCUGUCAAGUUGUAUAUAUGAAUCAUCUAGGUGGUGAUCUUUAAAAAAUAAAUUUAUGCAAUACAAAAUUAUGUAACAUGCAAAAAACUCCCUAGGGAAGAAAUGCGUCAGUUUUCAAAAAGUAACAUCUUCCCGAUAAAUUUAUUUUUAGUGUAUUCCUCUGGCAUAUUUUACCAUUGGAUCAGCAUGUUGACAAAGUGAAAACAAGAUUAUGAAUUGUCGUUUUCAUAAAUCUUUUUUAGCAACCAUACAUAUGUGAUGUCUUGUAUAUUUUGCCAACUCAAAUCAUUUGCCUUGUACAUUUUUCUUGUAUUUUUAUAUCAGUGAUGUUUUAUUUCAUAAAGAUAUUAAUGACGUUAAUAUAUCUAUUUUGGACAAAGUGCUACUCAUCAAAAUUGUAACAAGGGAGGAUUCUACUAUACAGGCUUCCUACAUCAUAGCCAUCUCCAUUUAAGGUUAUGCUUUUGGAGAAAGUAUAUAUUUUUAAUUACAAGAUUGUAAAAUCCCAAUUUCACUUAAAAUUAUUUUUGCGAUCAUAUAAUCAGGUAUAUCUGAAAAUAGUGUCCUAUUUCCAAUGUUUAUAUUAUGUACUAGCCUAGAAUUCAGUUACAUUAUCUGAAUUAUGUUUUUACCCCAAAAGGUAAGGAUCCUAAUUUUGUACAGAUGGAAAAUAUUGUUGUAUACCUGUUUACAAAUGUGUAUGAAGAUAUGUUUUUACCUCAUUUGUUCAAUUUACUUUUUCUUGUUAUUGAUAGUAUAUGGAUUUAAUUAAAGGCUGAAGUUAAGAGGCUUUAUGCAAUGUUUAAA